Molecule: messenger RNA, 678 nt
Organism: Megalops cyprinoides (Indo-Pacific tarpon)
Lineage: Eukaryota; Metazoa; Chordata; Actinopteri; Elopiformes; Megalopidae
Gene: hsbp1b
Product: heat shock factor binding protein 1b
Exons: 4
Coding region: 126-356 (76 amino acids)
Biological process (GO): cellular heat acclimation
Cellular component (GO): nucleus; cytosol
Molecular function (GO): transcription corepressor activity
Source: RefSeq, a predicted model, not a curated record
GGGGCUGGAGUUCCGUCUGUUUGCGGAGCUGCGUCGGACCGAGUCGUUCUGGUGAUUAAGUAUCCGGGAGCAAAUACAGCUAUAACACGCCCAAUUUCUCAAAUCAGUGCAAACUACCGAGAAUAAUGUCAGAGACCGACCCGAAAUCUGUGCAAGACCUGACCGCAGUGGUUCAAACACUGCUUCAGCAGAUGCAAGACAAGUUCCAGACCAUGUCAGAUCAGAUCAUCGGGAGGAUCGAUGAAAUGAGCACACGCAUCGAUGACCUGGAGAAGAACAUCGCCGACCUCAUGACCCAGGCAGGUGUGGAGGAGACUGAGGGAGAGAACACGGUCAAGGAGGGUCAGGGCUCAUAAUGAAGAUGGCCUUGUAAUGGUGAUGGUGAAGCCUUUCUACAAGACCUGCAGAUUUUUUCCAAGACAUCUAUACGAUUAGUGUUUUUUUAUUUUGAUGUGUGUAAAAUGUUUUUAUAUAUUAUAUUGAGUUAUGAUAGACAGGAACCUGAUGUACUGGCUGCAGAUUGCUUUUUGUGUAAGUGGGUGCUCUACAGAACUGUUGGAACCUGGGAAUAACUGAAAACUCCAGAGCCAGAUGCGAGUAAGGUUGACUGGCUUCCAAACACUACCUUUACAACAACUGGAAGUCAUUCCUACCUGUAUCAUUUUGUUCUAUUAAAGC